Messenger RNA from Tuber melanosporum (Perigord truffle), 1920 nucleotides. RefSeq lists its product as uncharacterized. The record is from RefSeq and is a predicted model, not a curated record. Bases 67 to 1695 code for a protein of 542 amino acids. Gene Ontology annotation, molecular function: ATP-dependent protein folding chaperone; ATP binding. Gene Ontology annotation, cellular component: nucleus; cytosol. Gene Ontology annotation, biological process: protein folding. Lineage: Eukaryota; Fungi; Ascomycota; Pezizomycetes; Pezizales; Tuberaceae. The transcript has 5 exons.
CGCCUUUCCAUCCAUCACCCACCGUCGCCGCCACUAAUUACCCAUAGCAUAUACGAUACGUAGACCAUGUCCGGAAAUGCUUCACCCUCGCCGCCGGCGAGUCCGGAGAUUGAUGACGGCACAAAGACGGUUAUUGGGAUUGCAUUCGGGAAUACUACAAGUUCUAUUGCCUAUACUACUCCAGAUGGCAAAGCGGAGGUUAUCGCGAAUGAAGAAGGAGAUCGACAAAUUCCUUCAGUGCUAUCAUGGGUCGGUUCGGAAGAGUACCACGGAACACAGGCGAAAUCGCAUCUGAUUCGGAAUGCGAAGAACACCGUAGCGUACUUCCGGGACUUCCUCGGGAAGAAGUACUCCGAGAUCGAUCCUACGAAUAGUCACAACUCUGCUCACCCAUUGGACGUCGAUGGCGUGCCAUCAUUCAACCUUCAGCAGGCGGAUGACGAGACUGUUUCCACCGUUAGCAUAAAUGAAAUCACCACGAGACACCUUAUCCGGCUUAGGGAUUCGGCGUCGGACUUUUUGGGGCGCAAAGUUACUGGUGCGGUGAUCACUGUUCCGACCGACUUUUCGGACACCCAGAAGGAGGCGCUUGUUGCCGCGGCUAAGGCUGGUGAGCUUGAGGUUCUGCAGAUCAUCCACGAGCCGGUGGCAGCCGUCCUUGCGUAUGCCGCUAGGCGGACACCCGAAGCGCAGGGCGUCGACAGGAAUAUUUUGGUAGCGGAUCUUGGAGGUACUAGGUGUGAUGCUGCUGUUGUCGCAUCUAGGGGUGGGAUGUACACCAUUCUUGCGACGGCUCAUGAUUAUGGACUUGGCGGGCUGAGGCUUGAUGAGGUGCUUGUGAAUCACUUUUCGAAAGAGUUUAUCAAGAAGCACAAGGUUGAUCCGGGAAAUGAGAGAUCGCUUGCGAAGCUGAGGCUGGAGGCUGAGGGGACGAAGAGGACUUUGUCGUUGGGCACCUCGGCAACCAUUUCCAUCGAGUCGCUUGCUGAUGGAUAUGACUUCCACUCUACCAUUAACAGACUGCGGUACGAACUUUCCGCGAAAAAGGUGUUCGACCAGGUUGUGUCACUCGUAGAGAAUGUUGUAAAGAAAGCGGAGCUGGACUUGUUAGACAUUGGCGAGGUAAUCCUCUCGGGCGGCACCUCGCACACCCCCAAAAUCGCCUCUCGCAUCGCCGCCCUCUUCCCAGAUUCGGUGCCCGUAAACGCCCCAGCAACCCUUACAACGGCACUCAACCCAUCAGAACUCUCGGCCCGCGGUGCAGCAAUCCAAGCUUCGCUAAUUGCUGAAUUUGACAAGGAAGACAUCGAGCAAUCUACCCACCCGGCAGUAACCGUAGCCCCCCACCUCUCACAUCCAAUCGGCGUCGUAAUCGGUGAAGACAACAGCUUCCAGACAAUACUCGAAGCCCAGACCGCAGUUCCCGCUCGGAGGAUCGCUCAAUUUGACGUUCAGGCUGACGGCGACGUGAUUGUUAGAAUCUGCGAGGGUAUUAGAGAAAUUGUGGUUGAGAAGGUUGAGCGACAAGUCAAUGUCAUUGCCGAAGCAGCCAUCAGGGGCGCCAAGAGAGGCGGGAAAGUCGAAGUUACUAUCAAUGUCGGCUCGGACCUUGGCCUGAAUGUUGCUGCCAGGGUGAUUGGCACCCAAAUUGGGGUUAGGGGAGAGGUUAAGCCCGAGGCCGGAUCUGCGCAGUAAUCUAUUUAUGUGGCUGUACGUGCACGUAGAAUUAGGUACAAAAGUUUUAUUGCUUGCUAUUAAAGCGGGAUGUCCUGUUCUUUUUUUACACUUUUUUCUUUUCUAUAAACCCUAUGUGUGUUUGCUUUUUAGUUGCCGUUUUUCCAACUCAGUAAUAGAUUGUGUCGAGCUUGAAAUUGAUCGAUUGGAUGGGUGGUCAUGUUAUCGCUCCUGAUUUAUAUACGG